Messenger RNA from Toxorhynchites rutilus septentrionalis, 877 nucleotides. Its product is annotated as tigger transposable element-derived protein 6-like. Lineage: Eukaryota; Metazoa; Arthropoda; Insecta; Diptera; Culicidae. Bases 337 to 840 code for a protein of 167 amino acids. Gene Ontology annotation, molecular function: nucleic acid binding. The record is from RefSeq and is a predicted model, not a curated record. The transcript is spliced from 2 exons.
CCUUGCAGCAAUGCAAGUGGUAGCCACAAAUUACCAUUACAAGUGCUUGGCCGCGCAGCAAAUCCUAGAUGCUUUAAAACGCAAGGCGUGCCUGAUGGGAUACACUAUUUUUCAAAUAAGAAAGCGUGGCAAACUAGUGCGACGUUUACUGAUUGGUUCUACUCCGUCUUCGUUCCUGAAAUCAAACGGAAGGCAGCUGCACAGAAUAGACCGGCUAAAGCGCUUCUAAUUUUAGAUAAUUGCACCGCACAUUGCAGUAAAGAUAAGUUUCAAGUGGAUGACGCAGAAAUUCAGGUGAUCUUCCUUCCUCCAAAUGUGACAAGCAUUCUGCAGCCUAUGGAUCAAGGCAUCAUCAAUGCUUUUAAGGUUAUCUACAAAUCGAAUUUUCUGCACCGUGUUCUGUUGGAAACUGACAGCGAUUGUCCAGUCACAGAAGUUAUCAAAUCAUUUAGUCUUUAUGACGCUAUUCAACUAGCGACUGAUGCGUGGGCCACUAUAACUCCAGAAACGAUUGCUAACUGUUGGCGCAAUCUCUUAAGUGUCAGUCAAGAUCAAAACUAUAACUCGUUCAACGAUUUCACAAUUUCAUCACCAACAAGUGACCCCCGCGUGUUGCUUUCUAAAGUAGUGCAACUCGUUGAUCCAAACUACGUACUGACCGAAGAAGAAGUUCAAGAAUGGCUAAGCAACUCAGACAACAUAGAUGUAGCGCAAAUAUAUACCGACGAGCAAUUGACCCAGUAUAUUGCCUCUGGUGGUGACUUUUUCGAGGCCGACCAUAAAGAGCAAGAUUGCGAUGCUAACGAAAGUGCUGAGGGUGAUCUUAGUACUUCGGGUUAAAUGUACUCUUGGAGCAGUCAAUCCGAAAAACGCAAUG